Gossypium raimondii (Peruvian cotton) is the source of this 1773-nucleotide messenger RNA. RefSeq names its product probable purine permease 11. Gene Ontology annotation, molecular function: purine nucleoside transmembrane transporter activity. NCBI's taxonomy places the organism in Eukaryota, Viridiplantae, Streptophyta, Magnoliopsida, Malvales, Malvaceae. The record is from RefSeq and is a predicted model, not a curated record. Gene Ontology annotation, cellular component: membrane.
CCAAUGUGGUACACUAAAUCUGAGUCAUAUUGUGCAAUAUUGGUGAAUUAGUAGUUGGUGCAGAAUCAUAUACAUCGAUGUUCUGUCAUUUGUUGAAGAUAAAAGAUCGAAGGCCUCCAUUAUUAAAAAGAAAAAAAAGAAAGAAAAUUGGAUAUUCGUUUCUUUCUAGAUUUAGAAUAUAGAUAUUUGUAAUAUUGAGAUGAUAAACGAUUAAUAAAUGGAUUAAAUAGGAUCUAAUGUCUAAUUACAAUCCAAGAGGAACAGGCUCCUGCCGCCAUAAAAAAUUCCAUAAUUACUUAUGUUAUUGUAUUUUUUGAUAACACAUUGAUUAUUGCAUGGAACAUUGGUUAAGAACAAAAAAGGAACCAAGAACAAACAAUGUCCUCAAACAUAUUAAAAUGACAGCUCCAAAUCCUUACUUCAAUUAUUGAUGUGUUGGGUUUAUUUUGGAUUAGCUAAUGGAAAUAAUUGAAGCUCAGCAUGACAGCAAAUCAGAACCUCAAACACCUCAUCCAGAGGAAUCAACCACCACCACCACCGAUCAACCUCCAAUAUUCAGCCCUGACAACCGCUGGAAACCGUGGCUUCUAAUAGCACUCAACAUCUUAUUCCUCCUCGCCGGUCAAUCUGCAGCCGUUCUGUUAACCAAAUUCUACUUCAACAAUGGAGGAAAAAGUAAAUGGAUGGCAUCUCUCAUGCAAACAGCUGGUUUCCCUCUCCUUUACCUCCCACUUCUCUUCUUCCCUUCCUUUAACAAGCAGUCCCCAAGCUCCUCCAACAACAUAACCCAUUAUGUGGUCUACUUUUCCCUCGGUUGUCUGCUAGGCAUUGAUAACUUCAUGUAUACAGUUGGCGUUAAACCACUUUCCAUUUCAACAUAUUCCCUCCUUUGUGCAAGCCAAUUGGUAUUCAAUGCCAUCUUUUCGGUGGUUAUCAACUGCAAAAAGCUCGGUAUCCUAACGCUUAACUCGAUCAUCUUCAUUACCGUAUCAGCUUCAAUGGUUGCAAUUCAUCCCGACAGUUCUGAGACCAAAAGAGAUGAGAAAAAUCCAGUAAGAAAGAAUGAACAUACCAUUGGGUUUAUAUCAACAGUUGGUGCUUCUGCAGGCUAUGCUUUAUUGCUGUCUCUAACACAAUUCUCAUUUGACAAAAUACUGAAAAAGGACACAUUUAGUGUUGUGUUUGAAAUGCAGAUUUACACUUCAUUGGUUUCGAGUUUCGUUUGCUUGUUGGGGUUGUUGAGUUUGGAAUUCAUGGAUUUAAAGUCCGAAAUGGAGAAAUUUGAUGAAGGGAAGGUGAUUUAUGUAGUGAGUUUGAUUGGAAUAGCUUUGGCAUGGCAGAUUUGUACAGUGGGAGUAGUGGGAUUGAUCUAUUUGGUGUCAUCUUUGUUCUCAAAUGUUGUGAGUAUGCUUAGUUUGCCAUUUGUUCCAGUUGUUGGUGUUCUGCUUUAUAAGGAGAAAAUGGAUGCAAUUAAGGUGUUGGCAAUGUUGUUCACUCUUUGGGGAUUUGCUUCUUAUAUCUACCAACAAUAUCUUGAUGAUAAAAAGUCAAAGAAAAAGGAAUCCCAAGAAAUCGAAGCUUCAAAAUCUGAAGUUUAACUUAAUUGAUUGAAGAUUCCAAAUCAAAGUAGUGGCUAUGUUUUUCACUCUUUAGGGUUUUUCUUCCUAUCUAGGAAUCCAAGGGAUCAAAGAUUCUUAUAUGCAUAUGUACAUGUCUACCAUACAUGUUGUAUGAAUAAAUAGUAAUUGUUUUUUUUUUAUAAGAAAAUCAAAA